AUGGCUUCCGACUUGUCGCAGGUCGACUGGCCUACCUUAAUGUCGUUGCGCGACACCGACAACGCCGUGUGGGCUAUCACUCACAUCCCUCUCUGCCGCCGGCUGCCUGUUGAGCUCAAGGAGAGUAUCCUUUCCUUCGUGAUGUUGAUGUCGCAGCCCACCAUUGGAGGCCUGGCGGCCACUCGAGCCGACGUCGAUGAGCCACAAGGCCCUCGAGGCGACCCAUCUAUCCCACCAUCAAAUGGAAAGUCACCACUCCUCGCACUACCUGCCGAGCUGCGCCGUGCCAUCUUUGCCAGCUUUCUGCCCAACAAGCAGCGCACUAUCAAGCCUCGAUGCGAGCGCGAGGGUGCGUUCGCCAGACGCAACUUGGGUUCGCCGAGAAAGAACAGGACGAGCGACUUCAUGGUUCUUUGUCGCCAGAUCAAGCAAGAAAUCACUACCGUCAUCUACCAGGAGCGCACGUUCGAGAUCCAUGUGCAUGAGGGAGUCACCGGCGGCGGCAUCGAGGUCCUCGAUGCUGGACGCCAGCUUCUCCAAUACUUGUCGGAGGACUAUGGCAUCGACACGCGAUUCACUCGCUUUGGUGAUGGCGAGGAGUUUGGCUUUGACCGCUUCAAGAAGAUCAACAUCGUCAUCUUCCCGAAGACCAACAAUCGCGAGGAGCGCCACACUGCCAUGAACACCUACUUCAUGAAUUUGGCACUCGCUCACAUGCUCGAGCGCGGUUGCGUGAAGGACACCGACCCCAUCAUCUCCCUCAACAUCAUCUUCGACAAGACCCCUUGCGCACGCUCAGUCCCGCAAGCUCAGCCUGUGUCAGGCCGACUCAACAUCAUGCGCAACGAGAUCCACUGGUGGGAUCCAAGCCUCGACCAGCCGCUCAGCAGCGAGGUCCAUGGCAUGUCCGACAUCGAGCUCAUCCUACGCCCUUUCUCCAUCCUUCGCAAAGUGCACAACGUCAACAUCAACCUCCCGCCCAAGAUCAAUGCAGAUGCCAAGACAUUGGAGUUCGUUAAAGAUCUGAAGGCCACUAUGAGGAGCGACUCCGAGACGGCCCCGUUCAGACAGGAUGUUAGCUUCGAGAUGCAGGCGAACGCGAUUAAGUUCGACCUCCUCAACUCCAACUUUGGAGACAUGUUUGGCAGAAACGGCGAUCACAUCGGCGACCUCACCGAGCAGGAGAUGGGUGAUGCUGGAGACGGCGAGGCAGACGGAUCGGCUAAGCAUGUCUUAUCGUCUCCCACAGAUGAUUCAGAUCCCAAGCGGUCCAAGACAGAUUACCACUCUCUCCACGAAGCGAUGUAUGGCGAUCUCUUCGCUGCCACCUAUGACGAGGAUGAUAGCGACGACGAUGACGGUCCUCCGCCACCUCAGUCCAACGCGAACGGAAAGCAGCGAGACGUGGGCGAGGUUCCAUCCGACAAUGGAGACAACAAGUCGGCAAUGGCCCAACAUGGAUCACUCAGCAUAUUCCACGGUGCCUCUGGUCGUUUCCCUUCUUUCACUUGCUUCAACGAGCCUGGCACCGAUUCCAGCCCACCGUCAACUACCACCGAUGGUGAGCGCACGUUCAUGUCGUACACGCCGCGUCUGUUCGGCAGCACGAACACCAAUGACGAGGCUCCAAUCCCUUGA
Zasmidium cellare ATCC 36951 is the source of this 1638-nucleotide messenger RNA. RefSeq lists its product as uncharacterized. The record is from RefSeq and is a predicted model, not a curated record. The transcript has a single exon. Bases 1 to 1638 code for a protein of 545 amino acids. Lineage: Eukaryota; Fungi; Ascomycota; Dothideomycetes; Mycosphaerellales; Mycosphaerellaceae.